Hyalella azteca is the source of this 5859-nucleotide messenger RNA. Its product is annotated as oxysterol-binding protein-related protein 11. Lineage: Eukaryota; Metazoa; Arthropoda; Malacostraca; Amphipoda; Hyalellidae. The transcript is spliced from 11 exons. The coding region runs from base 117 to 3113 and encodes 998 amino acids. Gene Ontology annotation, molecular function: sterol binding. Gene Ontology annotation, cellular component: membrane; intracellular membrane-bounded organelle; cytosol. The record is from RefSeq and is a predicted model, not a curated record.
GACUGCGAGUGCCUUGGUUUAUACAUGGGUCCUAUGGGAGCUCUUACUCAGAAUGAAGUAAACAUUGUCUAGUUAUCAUUUUUUUGCAUUAGUAAUUAUCUGUAGGUUUAAAUAAAAUGGAUGACAAAUUGAGACAGCCUUACCAAGGGCAGCUAAUCAAAUUUACAAAUGUUGUCAAAGGCUGGCAGACGAGAUGGUUUGUUUUAAACCCUGAACUUGGCACACUCCAUUAUUAUCUGAGUGAACAUGAUCUGCCCUCUAGAGCAAGAGGAAGUAUUCAACUAGCAGGUGCAGUCAUCUCUCCCAGUGAUGAAGACUGUCAAACCUUCACUGUUUCUCCUGCCAGUGGAGAGGCAUACAAACUGCGGGCUCUGGACACUAAAGAUCGACAAAUGUGGCUCAACAGACUUCGGGUCAUUGCUGAGAUGCACACACGGGCCAUCGCUCAUCAUCACUCAGCCUUUCCUUCUCGUGAACGUCGAGUUGGAAACGGAGGCUCAAGUGGUCCCUCAUCUCUCACAAACCCCCAGUCCAAAUCUGGUGCACACGCUCCAAACUCCAGCUAUCCCACUGCCAACACCCACUCCAAUAACACCCAGGGCACGGGUGUAGAGCCCCAACAUUAUGGGGGAGUAGGAGGAAGUCUGGGUGGUCUUGCUGUGCUGGACGCCUUCACACAAGUCAGUGAACUGCUGCAGUCUGCGCACAGACAACACAGCAGCCUGGCCGCUGCUGUUGAGGACCUGCCUUCCUACGGAGGCCUGAACUGCAGCGAGCCUCAGCUGCUGCUGCUCAAAGCAACAAGCCACGCUACGGUGCUGUGCCUCGACAGCUGCCUGAGCGUGCUGCAGCAACAGCAGCAGCUGCAGCACAGGCCGAGAGCAGCCUCCCCUAUCACACGGUCGUCACCCCCCACAAGGACAGCCCCCCACUCCCCUAACCCCAGCCAACGUUCUUCCGUAUUUUACACGGACACAAUACACGCGCCUCUCACGCAGACCUCAUCUCUGAACGCGUCGUCUCCAUCCCUCCCGAGGGCGGCGCAGCAGCAGCAAGACGAAACUCAGCGCCCUUUUGUGGCCACCAAGGCUAGAUCCUUAGAAGGACCUCAUGAUACCAACGUCCGUAACCAAAAGCUCCUGCAGGAAACGCCUGAUGGCAACAUUCAAAACCAAAGGACGUCAGAAGGAGCGCCUGGGAUCAACGUCCAGAACCAAAGGACGCUGGACAGAGCUGCAGAAGUCAGUUCUGAAGUCCCAAGACGAGAUGAAUUGACGACCUCGAGCUCUGGGUCACCGUCACACGUCAUGUCAGAUUGCGUGAAUGGUGGCGAUGAAUCUGCGCUCCGAGUCCCAGAGUCUGCCACCUUGCCUACGAUCUCCCGUCACGCGCUGCACAGUAACGCCAUCGCAGGUCGCCCCGGGAGCGACUCUGAAGAGAGCGACGACGACGACACGUCCACGUGCGACGACAGCGCCGCGCAGACUGAAGGCACCCACCAGCACCACUCUGUGAUCAUGCACCUCCUGACGCAGCUGCGCCUCGGCAUGGACUUGACCAAAGUCACGCUGCCAACCUUCGUCCUGCAGAGGAGGUCGCUCCUCGAGAUGUUCGCUGACCUCAUCGGUCAUCCUGAACUCUUCUUGAAGAUAGCGGCAUGUGGUAGCAGCAAGUCCCGCAUGGUAGCAGUAGUUCGCUGGUAUCUAUCAAGCGUGAAGCUGAGCCGCUGCGGCAGCCACCCCAGCAAGCCCUACAACCCCGUCCUCGGCGAGACUUUCCAGUGCGGCUGGCGGGUGCCUAGGCCUUCCUUGCAGGAGCAACCAGUAAGCCAGGCAUCAGGAGGCGGGCGUGAGAAGCCUGACUAUGUGAGCGUACGGUUCGCCGCAGAGCAAGUGUCUCAUCACCCUCCUGUGUCUGCAUUCUUCUUCGAGUGCCCAGAGAAGCAGCUGUGUGUCAACGGUCAUAUUUACACCCGGUCCAAGUUCAUGGGUACCUUCAUCGAAGUGAACUUCCUCGGGGACAUCACCCUGACAGUGGGAGGCGUGUCGGAUGAAACGCAAGCCAGAGGGACACCACACGACAAAGUCUCACCUAAAAAUUCUGAUAUACUGACGAGUUCUGAUGACAAGACAGAAAGAACAGAAUUUGUAUCUAGAAAUGCCAAAGAAAUCUCGUCAGAGGGACCUUUGUCCGCUCAAGAGGACGAGUGGGUAAGAUUGGAUGCUGGAGGAGGGGAAAAUGUGCAGCCGAAACAUGGAACUUCAUCUCGAAUUCCCGAUAGACAAUUGGACAUCGAUGAAAGCAAUUCAUCGUUGAAUAAAGAGAUCACAGAAAAUAUUUCCAGUAAUUUUAAACAGGCAGGGGUAUCUUCAAACACUGAAACUUACAGUCUGUCCAUGCCAUCAGCUUUCGCGCGCAGUAUCAUCACAGAACCGUGGUCGGAAUUAGGGGGCCGAGUGACGCUUGCUUGUGCAGAAUCAGGCUGCGCUGCCAACGUUGUGUUCCACACGAAGCCUUUUUAUGGAAAUUCCCUGCACCGAGUAAGUGGAGAAGUGAAGGGACCUGCUGGAGAAACUCUGUGCAGAAUUGGAGGUGAGUGGGACAAGAGUGUAACUUUCACGUAUCCGGAGGGAUACGAAAAUUUGAGUACCUCAAAAACCUCAUGUGAGACUCAAAACUCGAAGGAUUCUGAGGGCAACAUGGUGGAGGUUCUUGACGUAGCGAAGAUGGAGCCCGUGCCGCGCAAGAGAGUUAGGCCUUUAAGGGCCCAAGACGAAGGCGAGUCCAGACGUUUAUGGCAAGACGUUUCGACGGCCCUGCGACGUCGGGACAUGCACACGGCGACGGCACACAAGCAACGUCUCGAGACGCUGCAACGUAACUACGAAGCCAAGCGACUGGCUAAAGGCGAGCCUUACUGCGGGAAAUUAUUCCGCAAACUACAAAAAAGAACAGAACGUGAAAGCCCUGGUUUGGACGAAACUAGAAUCAGUGCCGAAACUAAAAAGGGAAUUGGUAAAGACAAUCAAACUGGCCACCUCCUCAACGGGACUGAACAUUGGGUCUACAAAAAACUUCCUUUCUACGCCACUGAAGUUUGCGGUGGCAGGUAGAGCCUCGAUGCUGCUGAACCACACUUUAGAAAUCUAGUAACUUGAAGCACAUGCCAUCCAAAUCUAGGAUCUAGUUAAGGAUUUAACUAGGAUAUCAGUCUCGUUUGCUGAUGAUUUUAAGAUUCGCAUCGUUACUUUCAGUACAUGAUUCGGUACAGGCACCUCUUUUCACGGAAGGAAAUUAUGUUUAGAAUGAAGUUGAAACAUUUGCGUGUUCAUGGUUGCUCUCACGUGACUGUUACCAAAUUUGAUGAAUUAAUUAAAAUUUUCUAUAAUUGAAUUUUUGUUUAGAGUUGAGGGUUUCUUGGUAAAAAGCCUACUUAAUUUCGGUGGAAAUAUAGGAGAAAAGUUUGUAUUGGGGGUAAAAUUUUUUACUUUUCUGAUACCUGCGAUGUGAUCUUUAGUUUAGUAAGUUUAUUUGUAUUACAAUAAAUAAUCGCAAUAUCUUUGGCGAGUCCGCUAGAAAGCCGUUAAAUAUAACUAUGCUUUAAAAUUAACUCCUAUGGAAUUUUCUAUUUCACGAUUUUCCAGGAGUGAAGGAUGAUGUGAAUAAAAAAAAUGUUUAUUACAUCAACAAAUGUACAUGGAAGUAUCUUAGAGAAAACAUUUGUAUAGUGUUCAUAAAAAUUGAAAUGUUAAAAUCGCGUACACUUCGCGCUGCAAAACGCGAUGAAUAAUCGCGACAAUUGAAAAUAUUAUUAGCAGUUUAACCGUGGCAAUAUCUUAUAGCAUAGUUUAUUCUUCCUUAUCUUAACCAAUGCAUUCCUCGUACAUAUCUUCUUGAUCUUAUGAAACACUUGUUCUACUGUAAGAGCAAACUUCUCUCUUGAACUUACGCUCUCAUAUAUGUCGGCAACGCUCAGAAAAAUGUAGGAAUUAUUGUCCAAAUCGCGAUGCACUUUUCGUGUUUCUGACGGUCAUCUUGAUUCAGUUUAGCCCAUUAAUAGGGCUUUACAAUGCAAAGCCCUUUUUCUGAACGUGCUGUGGGUAAGAAACUGUUGCAAUAUUUAGACAAUUUCAGUCAUCAAUUUUUCCGAACGUAUAAAGAGGUUACCACCAUGUCUUGAAAAAACUCUACGCUGAAAAAAUCACAUUUUUUAUAAGUUUGCAGAAAAUUCUGGCGAUGUGUAUACAGCGCUUUAACUGCACGGUCGCUUCGUACACUCAAAUAAAUUAAUCGGUCAUAUUAUCCAAAAAUUUGUUCAAUUAGCAGGAUUAUGAAGAAGCUUGAAGAUCAUUCAGCUUUGUCUGUAAAAGAAUUAACAUAAUUCUUAUUCAUGUAGAGUUAUGAGUGUAUGAAAAUCACGGCAAAGUAACGAAUAACUUAGUUUACAACGUAUUACGUGCUCUUAUACAUCGUUUUUGUUACGUGGUAUUUUGUACGUAACAUUUUGACGUUAUUAUUUUAAACAUAGCAUUUCUAUGUUGAAUAAAAAGCAACGAUAAGAGAUUUUAACUAACAAUGACCACACAUCAGAUCUCGAAUGAUGUCAUUGAAUCUAUUAUAAAGCAUGACGUUUUCUUGCUAUGUAUGAAAACUUUUAAACAUGUAAUUCUUGUUGCUAAAUGCUGGUAAUAAGUCUUGUUAAUUUCGAAGUACUCAAUUUUCUCCGUUGUCGAUUUUCUUCAGCUUUUCUAAACUUUUUCAUAUAUCGAAGUCUUACGUCUCUAAACUUUCGAGACUUAACUUUUAAUCUCUCUAUCUUCCGCCUUUCCUCUACCUUAUAAGCUUUAUAGUUAAAGAACUUCGCUCGUAUAAAGUUUUUCUGUAGGCAGGGCAGUUGUGGGGUCAAGUUGUUGUGUAGGCAGGGCAGUUGUGGGGUCAAGUUGUUGUGUAGGCAGGGCAGUUAUAGGGUCAAUUUUUUAGAGUUAGACUAGCUUACAAUCUUUUUGCUGAUUUUAAGCAGAUUUUUUGCUGAUUUUUCAAAAUUGGCAGAAAUAUUUGUGUCCAUGACCUUUUAUCUUGUGGAACAUUAGUCAUGUUCUCGAGUGUUUUGUGAACAUUUCGAUGGAAAUACAGCUGCGAAGACUGACAAGAGCGUUUACUGAAGUGAUCGUCGAAUAUAAGAAGUGGCGUGAAACGGGUCUUUCGUUUCCGAAAAAACGGCGGACGACAAAGACGGUUCAUCAGCGUUAUCUUGGACGAGGACGUCCUAAACUUGACAAAAUGACACGGAGUGAUGAUUUGAAUGAAUUGACAAAUUCUAAGUGUAUUGUGAGAUAAUACACGAGUGAUUCGGCAUAUGUUGUCACGUCCUUGUUACGGUCAUAAAACUUUUAAUUGAUGCUGUUCAGCCUGAAAAUACGUGAUCCAUGUUUCUCUCGGGCCCAAAUGUUGCGGGUAUACCCAAAUAUUUCAAUGAUGGUCGCAUGUCAGCCUCGCGCUGCACUUCGACAUUUUAUCGCAAAUAAUUCCCAACCUCCUGAAAUGAUAGAGAAAUACGAACUCUUUACUGAGAAGCAGUUGGUAUGGGGGACAAAAUUUAAACUGUUAGGGUUGUGUAAAUAUUGUCGAUAAUGAUGCCUUUAUCGCGAAAUACGUUACGUUGUUACGUUAAAGUGACGCGAUAGAAAAAUUUCUGUUACUUAUAUUGAAACCUUCAUCGUAUAUCACUUCUUCACGAAUCCAAAAUUUCAGUAUUCUAAUAUUGUGCGGCUGAGUUACGCAUCAUUUGAAAUAGUUAUAAUUAUCGGUGUUUUUAUUUAUUUCUUUAUUAUUAUUUUUUUUGAGUCCAUAAGUGUAUCU